AUGUACAGCUGUGAUAUUGAACCAGCGGCAAGCUGACAUAAUGUCAUCAUCUUGACCCAGCAAGUGUUCCUGAAAAAAACUUGUGGAGGCCGACCAUUCCUAGGAAGAUUCACGACUGUUCCAAGUGUUCUCUAUUUGGAGAUAAUGCCUCUCGCUGUAGUUUGGUGGAGUCCCAGAGCCUUAGAAAUAGCUUUGCAGUGUUCUAGUCGAAAUCCUCCCGUGAACCCAAUACAGAUGCUGUUGCAGGACCUGAAAUAGGCUAAUAAUGACCAAAUCAGUCACCAGUUUUCUUCAUUUUUCUUUCAGGCCCCAGAGGGUUGAAUUAAAUAUUUGAUCCCAUAGAGAUACAAUAGUGAGUACAAAGUAUAAUUAAUAAUAAUGAGUGAGAGUUCACCUGGAGUGAAAAGUCACAAAACUGCACAUAUUACUCCCUAUAUGACUAUAUUUUCUCGUUUCUCUAUAAUUUCUCGUUCUGUGAAGCACUUUGUAAACCAUCCUAAAAAUGAAUAAUAAUAAUUUGUCGUUUAGCUGAUGCUGUAAUCCAAAGCAACGUACACUUGAUUAGACUAAGCUGGGGACAACCUCCCCGGAGCAAUGCGAGGGCCUUGUUCAAAGCUAAGGUGAUGCCAGGUGGUUGCUAGGGUGUUGCUAGGGUGUUGCUAAGGUGUUGCUAUGGUCUUUCUAUGUGGUUGUAAAGGUAUUACAUUGUUUGCAAUGUGGUUGUUAGGGUCUUGCUAUGUGUUUGCUUAGGUGGUUGCUAGGGUGUUGCUUAGGUGGUUGCUCUGGUAUUGCUAGAAUGUUGAUAGGGUGUUGCAAGGUGGUUGCCAGGGUGUUUCUAGUUAUAUUCUUCCAUUUGAUGUUUUUUAUCUGUCUUCUUUUCUUCUUCUUCAUCGUUCUUCCUCCUGUCUCCGCUCCGGUCCAGAGUGCGCGGAGGCUGCAGCACGAGCGGGACCUGGUGGUGUCCCUGGCCCACGAGAGCAGCACCCUGCAGGAGAGGAUGGCUAAGGAGCAGGAGGCGCUCGGCCGCCUGGAGGGCGUGCUGGAGCUGGUGGAGCGCUUCGAGGCGGCCGAGUCCGGGGCCGUCGAGGACGACCAGGGGCCGCCGCCUCUCACCCUGCAGGAAUGCGCCAACAUCUUCGAGACGCUGCAGAACGACUAUUACCAGGAGUACAAGUCCCUCGGUCUGGGCGAUCUGGCUGUGGCGGUCGUGCACCCCCUCCUGCGCGAGCAGCUCCGGGGCUGGGACCCUCUGAAGGACAGUACAUACAAACUGGAGGAGGUGGGGCAGUGGCGUGCCAUUUUAGAAUCUAGCCAGCUUCACAACAGCAACCCUGACAGUUCCCACAUGGACCCAUACCACAGGCUGCUUUGGGAGGUCUGGAUCCCGGUAAUGAGGACCGCGGUCUCUCAGUGGCAGCCCAGGAACGUGGGCCCCAUGGUGGACUGUGUGGAGAGCUGGGCCCCCCUGCUGCCUCUCUGGAUCCUGGACAACCUGCAGGAGCAGCUCAUCUUCCCCAGGCUGCAGAGAGAGGUGGAGAACUGGAACCCCCUGACGGACACGGUGCCCAUCCACUCCUGGCUGCACCCCUGGCUGCCGCUGCUGCAGGCCCGGCUGGAGCCACUCUACCCCCCCAUCCGCAGCAAGCUGGCCCACGCCCUGCAGCGCUGGCACCCCAGCGACGGCUCCGCCCGCCUCAUCCUGCAGCCCUGGAAGGAGGUCUUCACCCCCGGGGCCUGGGAGGCCUUCAUGGUCAAGAACAUCGUGCCCAAGCUGGCUCUGUGUCUGGGAGAGCUGGUGGUUAACCCCCAUCAGCAGCACAUGGAUCCUUUCCACUGGGUCAUGGACUGGGAGGGAAUGCUGUCUCUGUCCAGCCUGGUCGGGCUGCUGGACAAGAACUUCUUCCCCAAAUGGCUGCAGGUUCUGUGCUCCUGGCUCAGUAACAGCCCAAACUAUGAGGAGAUCACCAAGUGGUACCUGGGCUGGAAGUCCAUGUUCUCCGACACAGUGCUGGCCCACCCUCUGGUCAAGGAGAAGUUCAACGAGGCGUUGGAUAUCAUGAAUCGUGCAGUGUCCUCUGGCAUCGGUGUGUACCUGCAGCCGGGCGCGAGGGAGAACAUCGCCUACCUGACACACACGGAGCGCCGCAAGGACUUCCAGUACGAGGCCCUGCAGGAGCGCCGGGAGGCGGAGAGCGUGGCCCAGCGCGCCAUCGGAGCUGCGGGCGUGCCCACCAACUUCAAGGACCUGAUCCAGGCCAAGGCCGAGGAGAACAACAUCGUCUUCAUGCCCCUGGUGGCCAAGCGGCACGAGGGCAAGCAACUGUAUACCUUCGGCCGCAUCGUGAUCUACAUCGACCGCGGGGUGGUGUUCGUGCAGGGGGAGAAGACCUGGGUGCCCACGUCGCUACAGAGCCUGAUCGACAUGGCCAAGUGACAUCCACAGACCCCAAACUGCAGUGGACAAAAAUAACACUUGUAUUUUGUUACCCUAUUUUUUUGUUGCCAUAAAGGAUAGGACCGUAAAAAUGUCAAAUGCGACCUCCUGGGAAAUGUAGUUGAAGAGCUGUUCUUGGGUGCUGUGGUCAAAGUGUCCUGUUUGUUUUGCUGAGUGUAUCGGCUUAUUCGUGACUGAGAGCAUACUCCCUCCACCCAACAGAAAUACUCCACCAUCUUAGAGCUGUUCCAUGUUCAGUUUGGCCUGAUCGCAUCUACCAAACGGAUGACAAAUAGAUUCAAGAUUAUCAUUUGUGGAUAAUGAAUAUUUCAUUUCAACAAUUUUAUUUAUAGUGUUCAAACUUUUUCUGAGUAGUUUACAGAAACACUUUUUAUUAUCGGUGACAGCAUGCGGCAGCUGGGAUGGGGAACUCUCAGUUGAGUAAAUAACUAAAAGGCUAGUAAACUUUUAGUCUAAAUUCUGCUGGCAGGUUGGCCUGAUUAAGCCCGGUGGAUUUCCUGAUUCUAUUCUAUUCUAUUGAUCUAUAAUGCAGAACGUUUCUGGAGAAGCAGUGGAAGAGAACAAAUUGCUGGUUAAAGUUAAUGUUUGGUUGUUUUUUGAAUUCGAAUACAUGUUUGAAUAAAAUGAUCUGCUUGUUUUGAUAUGCUUACAUUUGUGAUGUUUAAAAUCUUCAUUAUGAAAAAGUGAUACAACACAAGCGGUAUAUUUUGGAUAUACAGUGCAGUCCGUACUUGGACAGUGGGAAUAUUUCCUAACACACCACAUCAAACCUCUUAAGAGGACAGCAGCAAAAGACUUGAUUCUAAAAACUAAGUCUAAUAAAUAGGCUCGGGUUGGAUUCCUAACUGUUUUGGGGUGAAGCCACACCCCCUCCUGCAAAACUUUUGCAACCUGCCCGUCCAACUUUGUUUAUUUUUAAGGGUGAAUGUCCUAUGUUCUGUAUAUCUUUGACGCCUUCCAAAAGAACACCCACACACAAAACAAACCAUUGACUGCAAUCAUGAAGUGUCUCGCUCUGGCUUUGCUCCUGUGCGCUCAGCUGUCUCUUCUCCAUGGGGCCUGCUACGUAAAACUAAUGAUGCCAGGUGCAACUGAGUGUGAGGACACUGUGGACCAUACCAAGCAUGCCAUUGGCUCCACCUGGAGAAACUCCCGAUGUGAGAGAUGUGACUGCACCGAGUGCUGCGAUUUGCCUAGACCCGUUUCUUUUCCAGAUGACUGCAUGAUGGAGUUGGACAAGGGACAAUGUGAAUACAGGGUGUUCAAGAAGAAUGACCCCACACAGCUAUGCCCAGUUUUUGCCGGAGUUGGGAAGUGAAACUUGUUGUCAAGAAGUAGUAGUAGACUAGAAGUAGUCUAACUGCUACAAUAAAGCUUUCCCUUAUGUAAUAA
Messenger RNA from Conger conger (European conger), 3847 nucleotides. RefSeq names its product tuftelin-interacting protein 11-like. The record is from RefSeq and is a predicted model, not a curated record. Gene Ontology annotation, biological process: spliceosomal complex disassembly. Gene Ontology annotation, cellular component: U2-type post-mRNA release spliceosomal complex. The coding region runs from base 737 to 2434 and encodes 565 amino acids. NCBI's taxonomy places the organism in Eukaryota, Metazoa, Chordata, Actinopteri, Anguilliformes, Congridae. The transcript is spliced from 10 exons.